Molecule: messenger RNA, 2675 nt
Organism: Styela clava
Lineage: Eukaryota; Metazoa; Chordata; Ascidiacea; Stolidobranchia; Styelidae
Product: PR domain zinc finger protein 10-like
Biological process (GO): positive regulation of transcription by RNA polymerase II
Cellular component (GO): nucleus
Molecular function (GO): protein binding
Source: RefSeq, a predicted model, not a curated record
AUACAUCCUUUUUGGUUGUGGGUAAAAUGUUUCGUUGUUGCUUCCGUGUCCCUAUAUUUGAGCAUUGCUCUAUUAUUCUGAAAAGCAAUGCGGUAUCUUAUAUCAGAAUAACAGCAUCCUGUUAGGACUAUUAUGUCCGUACUGCAGACGAACGCAGCCUCGUCUCGUCCGUCGCUUCGAGUCCAGUGGACCGAAAGCUAGCGAACAGCGGUGUGCAGCAAAAUGUCUCGGUACCGUACCGGUACGGGGGAGGCGGACAACUCGACUACAGAGAGGCCUGUUAUAAAAUAUAUUUUGUAUACUGUAUCAUAAGGAUGGUGGAAAAUGAUCAGCUCUUUGACCCUGAGAUGUCCGGGCAAAAAGUUAUAAGAAUCUACAAUAAAACUAGUAAGAGCAAGGCUAGAUCAUCUUUACCAGAUAUAUUGGCAAUCAAAAAAGUUGGCGAACACUGUAGUGUAUUUGCGAAAUGUUCGUUAUCACUACUUUCCCAAUUUGGGCCGUUGGAAGCACCCCUUGUUACCAGAAAUGAAAUGGAUGGUUCUGGUUUCGUCAUAAAAUUGGACAUUAACAAAUGUAAGAGAUUGGAAAAUGUUGAUGCUUCUUACAUUUACUAUGAUAUGUCAGAUGAAAACAUGUGCAAUUGGAUGAUGUUCGUUCAACCUGCAAAAUCAUACACUGAGCAGAAUUUAUGUGCUCAUCAAGAGGAAGACUUUAUAUACUUUACCACGACUCGUCAAGUUUUACCAGAUGAAGAAUUGAAAGUUUGGUAUUCUCCAACAUAUGCAAAAUUUUUGUCAGUACCUUUGUUGACAUCAACAUCCGGCUGCAUUAAUUCUUCAAAAGCAGCCUCUACAUCUUCAUCAACCAUGAGGAAAACAAAAACUUCUGUUCGAAUGCAAGUUUAUUUGAAUUCUGAAAGAGAUGUCAGGUCCGUUCCUCCCAAAAAAAGAGCUUGGAGGAAAGCUAGAGAUAGAAGACGAGAUGUUGUCAACUUUUCCAGUUUCCCAAAUCAUUCACUCUCCAAGCGAAUAGUUCGUAAAACAGUUGUUAAAAUUCCUGAAAUCCACUCUUGUUUAAUUUGUGGUAAAGUAUUCAAAAAUAGAGAAAAGUUGAAUGUCCACCAAGUUGUACAUUCCUCUGCUCGAAACUUUUUAUGCCAUUAUUGUGGAAGCACAUUCAAGCGUAAAGACAAACUGCAUGAUCACAUGAUAACCUUCCACAGCACAUCAGAAAGAAGGAAACCAGUGAACCAAAUUAACCUUGAUAAAUAUGUUUUUAAAUGUUUGAAAUGCUCUAUUGGCUUCCAACGACGAGGAAUGUUCAUCAAUCACAUGAUUAAAAAACACCCGGACAUAAAUACAAAUUCAAUCAAAGAGUUAUCAUAUCCGAUACUCAAAUCAGUGCUAGAAUUCAAAUGUCCAUAUUGUGAUAAAGUAUAUAAGUCCAGCACAAAAAGAAAAUUACACAUUCAAAGACAGCAUCCUGGGAGUGAACUUCCUGUGAGUAUUAAGCAAACAAAAAGUUGUCAAAAUCUUGGAAAUAUGCAAAAUACUACAAUUACUUUGAAAGAAAGAAUUUCUGCAGAGCCCAAUUGUUGUCCUCACUGUAAUAGGCAAUAUUCAUCCAAAAACAAGUUGAAAAAGCAUAUCUCUGACAAACAUGACAAGGAUGAGGUAUCACAAGCAAUGCAGAAUACUUCGGAUUGCAAUGUUGUUCCCCCCAUUGCCCAAAUAGUAGAGAACUCCGUUUUAAUUAACUAUGAACCACAUGGUAACAGUACUGCUAUGCCAAGUCAUGGUUCUGUUGAAAGACCACAAUCACAGCUCUAUGAAAUAGGUAGUGUGCCAUUUUCUUCUGUACCUGUCCCCCAAAAUUAUGGUCAAUCAAAUAAUUUCUCAAACUCACUACCUAAUGAAUUAUCACCAACAUAUUGCAAUCAGGUACAAGAUUUCUACAGUCAUUCUUCUGUAACCGCUUCACAGAUUGACUCAAAUAUGCCCCACCAUGCAAACAUAUCUGCAUGGGAAAGUUCACCAGUAAAAAAUACCACUGGCAGUUAUUCCCGAUAUCCACUUGGCCGCAAACAAAUAUUGAAAGCAUAUGAGAGUAGACAAAAUUACUCAACAUUGCAACCAGAACAAGGUUCCUCAAAAAUGCCACAGCAACAACAGUCAUGGAAAUCAUACAAAUCUCACCUUCUAAAUAAUGAUUCUGUGUGGAGGCAAACUGAUGAUAAUGAUAGAUGUAAAAGAAACAACUUAUCAGACACUCAUACAGACAAUAGUGGCAUGCACUCUGGUUUCACAGAUCUGCAUUUAACUCCAUCUAAUUUGUACUCAGCGACAGCAUCUAUUCUUGAUAGCAAUGGAAAUGGAGAACCUUUGUUAGUGAAUGAAAGAGCAACACCAGAAGAGUCCAUACCAGAACAAUGCUUGUCAUUUAUCUGUCAAAAUGCCAGAAGUUCAGUUAACUUGGGACUUUGAAGAAAUAGAAACAUCUGCUGUAUGCUUGUGCACUAUUACUGUGAUUGAAAAUAGUAUACUGAUACCAAAUAUAUUACUUUGUAAUUUUAAAGUUUCUGCAAAACUAUGAAUAGUUUUUCACAGAAUUUACCUACGUGUCUGUUGACAUGGGGACUCAAUUUUUUCAAAUAUCACAUUAUCAGUUCACAAAGA